AGUGGUGUGGGUAGAUCUUGAAUUGAAACGAGCUCAAUUCGCGUAUUUAAACCCUCCCCGCUCUCUCAUUCUUCCUUGUCCAUUUCAACUCUCUCUCUCCCCCUCUCUCUCUCUCUCUCUCUCUGCGUCCCCCGAUCGAUCCAGCGAUCUUCCAUUUCCCGGACGCAGAAGCAGCUCUCCUUGUCGGAAGGUUCUAAAGUAGUGCGGAGAGAUGGUGAAGAUCUGCUGCAUUGGUGCUGGCUAUGUCGGUGGGCCUACUAUGGCCGUAAUUGCUCUCAAAUGCCCAUCAAUAGAAGUUGCGGUCGUUGAUAUUUCUGUCUCUCGUAUACAAGCCUGGAACAGCGACCAGCUCCCGAUUUAUGAACCAGGCCUUGAUGCGGUGGUGAAGCAGUGCCGAGGGAAGAACCUCUUCUUCAGCACUGAUGUGGAGAAACAUGUGUCUGAGGCUGACAUUGUCUUUGUGUCUGUCAACACCCCAACCAAGACUCGAGGUCUGGGUGCCGGCAAAGCUGCAGAUCUGACCUAUUGGGAAAGUGCAGCCCGUAUGAUUGCUGAUGUCUCAAAAUCUGAUAAAAUUGUUGUGGAGAAAUCAACCGUCCCAGUUAAGACAGCCGAGGCGAUAGAGAAGAUUCUGACCCAUAACAGCAAGGGAAUCAAAUUCCAGAUUCUGUCGAACCCAGAAUUCCUUGCUGAGGGGACGGCAAUCGAAGACUUGUUUACUCCAGAUCGUGUCCUUAUUGGUGGCAGGGAAACUCCAGAAGGCCAGAAAGCCAUCCAAGCCUUGAAGGACGUCUAUUCUCAUUGGGUUCCCGAAGACCGCAUCUUAACGACCAACCUUUGGUCUGCAGAGCUCUCUAAAUUGGCUGCAAAUGCUUUCUUGGCCCAACGGAUCUCUUCUGUGAAUGCCAUGUCCUCACUUUGCGAGGCGACUGGGGCAGAUGUUACUCAAGUGGCUUAUGCUGUGGGUAAGGACUCGAGAAUUGGUCCCAAGUUCCUUAAUGCUAGUGUUGGCUUUGGUGGAUCCUGCUUCCAAAAGGAUAUUCUCAACCUGGUGUACAUCUGUGAGUGCAAUGGCCUUCCUGAAGUGGCUGAGUACUGGAAACAAGUGAUUAAGAUCAACGACUACCAGAAGGCCCGCUUCGUGAACCGUGUGGUUUCCUCCAUGUUUAACACCGUUUCAAACAAGAAGAUUGCCAUUCUUGGAUUUGCCUUCAAGAAAGAUACUGGGGACACGCGCGAGACCCCCGCAAUUGACGUCUGCAAGGGUCUCUUGGGAGACAAGGCCAGGCUAAGCAUUUAUGAUCCUCAAGUCACUGAGGAGCAGAUCCAGAGGGACCUUACCAUGAACAAGUUUGAUUGGGACCACCCAGUCCACCUUCAGCCCAUGAGUCCCACCACUGUGAAGCAGGUUUCCGUAGUCUGGGAUGCCUACAGUGCUGUCAAGGAUGCCCACGCCCUCUGCAUCCUCACUGAGUGGGAUGAGUUCAAGACUCUUGAUUACCAGCAGAUAUACGACAACAUGCAGAAGCCGGCUUUCGUCUUUGAUGGCAGGAAUGUCGCCAAUGUUGAUAAGCUGCGUGAGAUUGGAUUCAUUGUCUACUCCAUCGGCAAGCCGCUGGAUCCCUGGCUUAAGGACAUGCCCUCCGUGGCAUAAUGGAGAUGCACCUGAUAUCGGCUUUUGUCGACAGCCAAGGAUUCUAUAUUCUUAAAGCAGCCGUUUUUAUCCCUCCCUGUUCGCUUUUUGAUGGUUUCGAGUGUUCUCCUACUUCCCCAGAGUAGUCAGGGUAAUUGGUCCACAUGGUGAAGUAGGCUGAUUCACUCUUUUUAUUCCACAUUGUAUUCAAUUAUAUUACCAUCUGUCCGUUACUGCUUUUCGGGUACAUUUUUUGUCGGUCUCAUAUGUUUAUGACUGGUUAGCAACUCUGAGAAAUAAACUCUCUUGGUGUUCUAGAACA
Molecule: messenger RNA, 1955 nt
Organism: Rhodamnia argentea
Lineage: Eukaryota; Viridiplantae; Streptophyta; Magnoliopsida; Myrtales; Myrtaceae
Product: UDP-glucose 6-dehydrogenase 1
Exons: 2
Coding region: 212-1654 (480 amino acids)
Biological process (GO): glycosaminoglycan biosynthetic process
Cellular component (GO): cytosol; nucleus
Molecular function (GO): UDP-glucose 6-dehydrogenase activity; NAD binding
Source: RefSeq, a predicted model, not a curated record